AUGGCGCGAUCUUGGAACUUGGGAAACCUCCUGGCCAUGGAGGACAUGGCUGCUCACGUGGGAGCAUCCCGAACGCCCCAGGAGGUGAUGGAGCACUACGUGAGCAUGUACAUCCACGGCAACCUGGGAAAAGCCUGCAUCCCCGACACGAUUCCAAACAGAGUCACGGACCACACGUGUCCCAGCGGGGGCCCGCUCUCCCCUAGCCUGACCACACCGCUUCCGCCGCUGGAUAUAUCGGUGGCCGAACAGCAGCAGUUGGGAUACAUGCCGCUGCGGGACGACUACGAGAUCGAGUACGAUCAGGACGCAGAGACUCUGAUCAGUGGCCUUUCGGUGAACUACGACGAUGACGAUGUGGAAAUAGAGUUAAAACGAGCUCACGUAGACAUGUACGUAAGGAAACUCAAGGAGAGGCAACGGCGGAAGAACAUUGCGCGAGACUAUAACUUGGUACCGGCCUUUCUGGGAAAGGACAAAAAGGAGAAGGAGAAAACUCCCAAACGAAAGAUCACAAAGGAAGAGAAGGAGCUGAGGCUGAAACUGCGGCCUCUGUACCAGUUCAUGUCCUGUAAGGAGUUUGAAGACUUCUUUGAGAACAUGCACAAGGAGAGGAUACUUCGGGCAAAGAUUCGGGAGCUGCAGCGGUAUCGUCGAAACGGAAUCACCAAAAUGGAGGAGUCGGCAGAAUACGAGGCAGCCAGGCACAAACGGGAGAAGAGGAAGGAGAACAAAAACAUAGCGAGUUCCAAGAGAGGGAAGGAAGAUGGGAAAGAGGGCGAAUUUGCUGCCAUCGAAAACCUGCCUGGCUUUGAGCUGCUAUCGGACAGGGAAAAGGUGCUCUGCAGCUCCCUAAAUUUGAGUCCUGCACGUUACGUGACUGUGAAAACUAUAAUCAUUAAAGAUCAUCUCCAAAAAAGACAAGGAAUUCCUUCAAAGAGUCGCCUUCCCAGUUACUUAGAUAAGGUACUGAAGAAAAGGAUUUUAAACUUUCUAACAGAAAGUGGUUGGAUAUCCAGAGAUGCUUCAUGA
Messenger RNA from Mesitornis unicolor (brown roatelo), 1032 nucleotides. RefSeq names its product transcriptional adaptor 2B (gene TADA2B). NCBI's taxonomy places the organism in Eukaryota, Metazoa, Chordata, Aves, Mesitornithiformes, Mesitornithidae. The transcript is spliced from 2 exons. Gene Ontology annotation, molecular function: transcription coactivator activity; chromatin binding. Gene Ontology annotation, biological process: chromatin remodeling; regulation of transcription by RNA polymerase II. Bases 1 to 1032 code for a protein of 343 amino acids. Gene Ontology annotation, cellular component: nucleus; SAGA-type complex. The record is from RefSeq and is a predicted model, not a curated record.